AGUGCUGGGAAUGUACGGUGGCGAUGUUCACAAGUACCUCCACCGACGCGCAAUGAGAACGAAGGCUCACUUCCCCUCGUCGUCGGUGACGAUAAAUCGCGAGGGCAGAGCUGCGCAGGCCGAGUCUCGGCCCGCCCGAGCUCUGAAGUUGACCUAGGUCUCUGGAAGCCAUUAAUCUCGUUCUGUUUGACCUAAAAGAAGCGGUUUUACAUACCAUUAUUCCCGAUUUUUCAAAGUUUUCUUGGGAGCGGAUUGCUGUUGUUAGGGUGGAGGAACGCGGGGAGCGUUUAUAAAUAGUUUGUUUCGCAAGUUUUUUGUUCUGAUCAAUCGGUGCUGCUCAAUUCCUUGGUUGUUUAAAUAUUUUUUGGUGAUUUUGUGCACGAUUUUCUGCGGUUCGAAGGGGAAUCGCUCUCCCUGUGAAGCUGCAUUGCUAGUACUCGAUUAAAUAGAGAGCAGGACGUGAAGAGAUGUUGUUGAUUUGUUUUGGCGAAGAAGAUUGAGAGGUGAAGAGGGGAAUUUAUGUUUCUUUGAUUGGGGGUUGAAGUUGCUAUGAAUUCGUGCGGAGGCGUUAGGGUUUUCGGCGAUGUGCAGAGCGGAGAGUUCUCCGCGUAGAUCUGAGGACUGCGGGAGGAAAAUGGGGAAGAUGGCGGCGGUGGAAAAGUUUAAGGGUGUUGUGGUGGUGAGGUCGAGGAUGAAGCUCUGGAUGAUCAGAGCAACCACCACGGUGCUGCUGUGGACGUGUUUGGUGCAACUUACGGCGCUGAGGGAGCUUUGGGGGCCUAGGGUUUUCAACGGCUGGCCUUCCUGCUUUACUUCUUCAGAUCAUGUGGGAAUCUACGAGUCGGACUCCAUUGUUGCACGGAAGAUUGUUCUUCCUCCCAAGAGAAUCUAUAAGAACAAUGGAUACUUGAUUGUCUCCUGCAACGGCGGACUAAACCAAAUGCGAGCUGCAAUAUGCGAUAUGGCUGCUAUUGCAAGAUAUUUGAAUGUGACCCUCAUCGUACCAGAGUUAGAUAAAACAUCAUUUUGGAAUGAUCCGAGUGAAUUUGAAGACAUUUUUGAUGUAGACCAUUUUAUUACUUCAUUGAGGGAUGAAGUCAGGAUAUUGAAAGAGCUCCCACCAAGAUUGAAGCUUAGAGUGGAGCUGGGGUUGUAUUAUUCCAUGCCUCCUGUUAGCUGGUCUGAUCUUUCUUAUUACAAAAAUCAGAUUCUGCCCUUGAUACAGAAGCACAAGAUCUUACAUUUGAAUAGGACUGAUGCCAGGCUCUCAAAUAAUGGAUUACCUAUGAAGAUACAGAAACUUCGCUGCAGGGUGAAUUAUUCCGCACUUAGAUUCACCCCUCAGAUUGAAGAAUUGGGUCGGAAAGUGAUCGAAUUGCUUCAAAGAAAUGGCCCGUUUCUCGUCCUCCACCUCCGCUAUGAAAUGGACAUGCUUGCAUUUUCAGGCUGUACGCACGGCUGCACCGACGAAGAAGCCAAUGAGUUAACUCGAAUGAGAUAUGCUUACCCUUGGUGGAAGGAAAAAAUUAUAAACUCUGAUGUGAAAAGGAAGGAUGGUCUCUGCCCUUUAACACCAGAAGAGAUUGCUCUUGUAUUGAGAGCUUUGGAUAUUAAUGGCAGCACCACUAUAUACAUUGCUGCAGGAGAAAUAUAUGGUGGAUCUAGAAGAAUGGCUGCACUAAAUUCAGCUUUUCCUAAUGUGGUGAGAAAGGAAACAUUGCUGGAGCCCUCUGAUCUCAAAUUCUUUCAGAAUCACUCCUCGCAAAUGGCGGCAUUAGACUAUUUGGUAUCAUUGGAGAGCGACAUUUUUGUUCCUACUUAUGAUGGUAAUAUGGCUAAGGUUGUCGAAGGUCACCGCAGAUACUUGGGCUACAAGAAAACCUUCCAGUUGGAUCGAAAACUUCUUGUCGAAUUGAUCGAUAGGUACAACAACGGAUCCAUGGAUUGGAACGAGUUUUCUUCAUCGGUGAAGGCUGCUCAUGUGAAUCUCACCGGAAAACCUACGUGGAGAACGGUAGUGAUGGAUCGUCCCAAGGAAGAGGACUACUUCUAUGCCAACCCACAAGAAUGCCUCCCUCCAUUUCCAUCAAAAUGAGCUUUGUUGGAUUCUAGCUCGGAGCUGGUACAUAUGAUGCAUGUUUGAGAUGAAGAUGUUGAUGUAUGCUAGCUUUAUCAAAUACUCUGCAAAUAAAAAGAUUCAUUUUUGUAUAGAAUGUUGGGAAUUAAGAAAAAUGGGGGAGAGAAUAAGGGUAAUCAAGCAUAUAGCCGUUGCAGAAUUUAAGUUAUGAAGAAGUGGGUGUGUGAGAUUAUUACAGAAUGUUAGCUUUUCAGUUCACCCCAUGGAGAUGAUAUUUUGUCAUUUAAAGUCAUAGUUGUCAUACUUAAAAACAUUCCUUGUUGUAUAUUUCAACUUGUUUGAUUCAAAUUAUGUACUUUUUUGUCAUGUUAUUUUAUUUGUCA
This is a messenger RNA of Phalaenopsis equestris, 2460 nucleotides long. RefSeq lists its product as uncharacterized. NCBI's taxonomy places the organism in Eukaryota, Viridiplantae, Streptophyta, Magnoliopsida, Asparagales, Orchidaceae. The coding region runs from base 584 to 2095 and encodes 503 amino acids. Gene Ontology annotation, cellular component: cytoplasm. The transcript has 8 exons. The record is from RefSeq and is a predicted model, not a curated record.